AUAAAACAUCGAUGGCGCCAAUUUUAAGAUUAUCAUUAGGCAAACGUAAUCCAUCGCGACAAGUUAGUUCCCGGAAACAAAAUGUUACUCCUAAGAAAAAGAAAAUGGUCGACGUCAAGCUUACGAAGUUUCAUAUCUGUAAAUCCCCCAUGUCAAAGGUUGAUAACAUUAACACACUCAUUGACCAUGAGAUUCGCAUGCGGGACGGUACCACCAAGCUGCUGGCUGCCGGCCACAACUUCCAGCAAAUAUUGGAGGGCAGUAAGGACUUGGUCACAAGCAACGCGCGCAUGCUGGCAUACAUGACUGAGCUACAGAGGUGCAAGACCAGCGAAGUGCUCAGCAGACUCGAUCUAAAGAACAAAUCUAGCAGUGGCAAAAAGAAGAUGAACCCAUGCAAAGGGAAACUGGCACUUUCAGGUAUCAGAAUACCGCUGCAGUGGAAGGAAGCUGAUCAUUUCAAGAAAAACCCAGGUGAAGGAGAGAAGCAGUUUGCCCUAUUUUGCAUUGCCAGGGUUGGCACAGAAGUACAAGAUACAGCCUUACUUGAUGCAGUAAACCCUAGCCUCACUGAUGUUUGCUUUGAUGAUGUCCUUACAUUCGAUGAUAUAGAUCCAAACUUUCACCUGGAACUGGAGCUGUACAGUGUAGAGGCUGGCACAGCCGUGGUUGCAGAGAGCUUCCCGAGCAGGAAGACAAGAUUCAGGUCUGACUCCUGGAUCAGCAGAACCUCGAAGGUUAAAGAAGAUAAGGCGACAAUGGAGAAGCACUACUCUACUGCAGACAUUGGAGUCAAUUUUGUGAAGAAAGCACACGCCACAUUGACGUUAGAGGAUGUACAUGACAACAUCAAAACACAUGAUUUAGUCGAAGACAAGGCUGUGAAAUGUGCCAGCUUGCCUCUAUUCGGCUACUUCUGCUGUCGCCUAGCAGUGCAGCCAAGCUUCAGCAUGGCUGAUGAUGUUAAUCGUAGCCACAUAUGUUUGCUCAGCAAGCUGGAAGGUAUGGAUUCAUUCCCUACACUGCUGACCUGCUCGAUCAUGCCACGGUCGUUGGAGCUCAGAGAGGAUCGGUCAUCGUCAGACACGGACCAGUCGGACGCUAACGAAAUGGCUACUUACUCCAUUCCUCUAACAGUGAAUAGUGAAGUUAUUGGUGUCAGCAAUAGCACAAGUGAGCAUUCGUUGCGAUUUACAAUUACCAGUAAAGAGAGUAACGGCACCCCCUAUCUGCAACACACAUUCUCGGCUGAAAGUGAUGAGGCACGAGACACGUGGCUCGCAGUCAUUGAGCAACGUAUAUUUGACAUUGGUGCGUGGGGCUAUGCAGGACAGACACACAUAUCGAUGCCAGAGCUCGCCUCAAGCUACCCUUCCUCUAUGUGCAGAACAACCUCGCUGUAUGAUGACACGUCUAUCAAUAGGACACCAGUUAAAGUGGCAGAUCCUGUUGAUAAAGUGGCACGCAAGUUCAUUCCUUGGACUCAGGAGUCUGCUAUAGGACAGUUAAGCCAUCCACGCUCGUGUAGCAACAUCCAACAGAAGACACAGCAUGAGCAGCGGGACACCAGCGCACACAGGGAUCCUAGAGAACUCAUCGUGAGCAGAGAGACCACACUUUAAAUCAUAAUCAUGUACAUUUCAUCAGUGAAACAUGUAAUUUUAUAGUUGCACGUUAAUGUCAGUAUUGUUUGUCUUAUAAUAAUUAGACACGAGCUUUGUAUAGACACAGUCAUCACGUUUUAGUGCCGUAGCUAGCCGCGGAGGGAGAGGCAAGUAGAGCAGUUGCCCCCCCCCCCCCGAGAAAUGUAAAUACAUUACAUGAUCAAUGGUGGUCACCUUCCCAGAACACAACACACACGUGGCUUUGCCCUCAGGAAACAUGGGUUAGCUAUGCUACUCGAUUUAUUCAGGUGGCCAUUCAACAACCCAUGAGAAAUUGUCAAUACAGGUAACACUGUCUUUCAGUUGCAAUGCAAUUUUUAUACAAGUUACACCACUAACCCUGAAGAACUACAGUAGUGUUCCUUUUACCUAUCAUUCUUAAAUACUUGUAAUAUACUAUGUAACUAGAGCACUCGGAGAGCGCAGACCUCCGCCAAGGCAGCUGAAUAAUUACUGUGGAAAAUUUAAUUAAUUAGCUGUGUUUCCAUUGGAUGUCUGCAUAAAGUAAGAUCAUGGUACAAUUUUCCAAAGCAGGAUCCUUUACCGCAGGGUUUUUUCAGAUUAGUUGGUUGCAAACGAAUAGUUUUGCUACUUCUAAUAUCUACGCAAAGCAAUUGACUAUUUUUGAUAUAAAAUUUACAUCACACUGAUUAAUGAACUAGCUUCUAAAUACAUUUUUACUACCGUACACGUAUGUAUUGUUAGAUGUAGCGAUGCUAAAUAAAUCAAUAGUUUGUAUGACAUAA
Molecule: messenger RNA, 2410 nt
Organism: Priapulus caudatus
Lineage: Eukaryota; Metazoa; Priapulida; Priapulimorpha; Priapulimorphida; Priapulidae
Product: rhotekin-2-like
Exons: 13
Coding region: 12-1622 (536 amino acids)
Biological process (GO): septin ring organization; mitotic cytokinesis; actomyosin contractile ring assembly
Cellular component (GO): actomyosin contractile ring
Source: RefSeq, a predicted model, not a curated record